Molecule: messenger RNA, 6723 nt
Organism: Colossoma macropomum (tambaqui)
Lineage: Eukaryota; Metazoa; Chordata; Actinopteri; Characiformes; Serrasalmidae
Exons: 5
Coding region: 364-1119 (251 amino acids)
Source: RefSeq, a predicted model, not a curated record
GGACGGGGGUUUUAGAGGCUUGAGUUAGCAGGGACUUUCACUUUCAGGCUCAAAGCUGCUGUGGGUAGUUAGCCUAGCUGAGAGAGAGAGAGAGAAAGAGAGAGAGAGCACAGGGGCUAGCUUUGAGUAGGGGGAGAAAAAAGGUGGAGUGAGUGAAAGAAAAGGGAAAACGAAAGAAAGAGGGACGUGGGGAUAUCUGGAAGGCAUUUUGGAAAGUACCAGAGGGUCAACAACCUGGGAAUUCUGGGGAGAAAGGGGGAGCUUUGAAUGUGCUAGUAACCAGCUGUGCCCCAGCACCGUGGGAGGCGACAGACAGAGAGAGAGACAUGGGGAAUAACAUAACCCACAUGGGCCGGUAGAAGCAUGACACCCACAGUAUUACUGCUGCUGUCAAUAUUUACAGUCCGAGGAAGUGGCUGUAAAGAUUUGGACAAAGCGACUGUCCGAAAUUUACAGAACAACAUCAGCAAUGAGAACAACACUGGAUUUCCGGAGGUGUUCCCGAAAGAUUAUGUCGUGCCUCGCCAUUACAGUCCCAGCACGCAGUGUCACGACCAAAGCGCCAUGUGCUGUGUGUUCAACGAGGCCGCGUUCCUGUCGCAUUCUUGGGUGCAGCUCUUGCAGCAGCUUGAAAAAAUUCACCUCAAACGCUACUUCAUCAACGAACUGAUACAGCAACUUAAUGACAUUUCAAAAGAUGCAUGGUGUUUCCAGGAAACUCCGGAUCCCUCCGUUUUCCCGUCUGUGAACUCCUCCCCUGGAGCACUCCUCACCUUAACUUCUUCACUCCUCUCCAGAUGGCUGGAACUGAACUGUCCUAUGGGGGAAAAUGCCUGCAGCUUUCAUUCCCCUUGUACUACAGAGGAAGAGGAGGAGGAGGAGGAGAAGAAGGAGGAAGGGAGCCUGGAAGGAGGAACAGGAAAGGAGGAAGAAGGGAACGUUGCAGGUGAAAGGACAGUCGAGGGCCCGCCAUACAUGAAAGAAGGAGAAAGAGGAAAAAGAUGGAUCACUGUGAUCCCAACUAACAAGUACUAUGGGUCAUCUCCGUCUCCGGGCCUUCUCCUCUGUGCGUUUUUUUUCCGGAGGAUCGUAAUGGACGUGAUUGUGAGAGAGCUCUAACGAGGGAGAAGAAAGUCGUGGAGCUUCGUCAUGAAUGUAAUACCGAGGAAUCCUGGCCAGUUAGCCAAGACGUUCGGUUACUGCAGCAAGCUUGCUACAGCAAACAGUCUGGGAGGAAUUCAUAGGUAAUGAAGGAGCCGUGCGUGGUGCUCGUUGGAUAUUGUCUUAAACCUAUCAUGACUGUUUUUGUGCUUAUUCUAUGUAAAAAUAAUCACUCUUAAAGCUUUCGGAGGCACUGCAUUGGUGGAGGUACACUGACGUCUAUAGUGUUUGUAGGAUGCAAAUUUUGCCAUUAUAAUAGGAAAAAACAGCAUAUUUUGUGAUCUUAUGUUUAAGAACAGUCAUAGAAGUUAAAGCAGCUAAUGAAACAUGCUGUGUAACUGAAUGUCAGAACGAUAGGAAUCAUCAUAGGACCUGAAACCACACAAACUGCUGAUUUAAACUGUCAUUAAUGUAAAAAUUGCACCCGACAAACAUUUCAGAAGUAUUUCCAAUGAUUUAGUCAGGCAAAUUGAGCUAAAAGCACAAAACGCUCCCUCAGCUCUCGUAGCUUUUCAUUAUAAUUAAUCAAUGGAAAUUAAAGAGUUAGCAUUAGCCUGCGUUUUGACCAAAAAAAGCUGAUACGUUGCCUCAGCGUCUGACUGUAUCCCAUGCAGUGGCUCCGAUUUUUAAUAGGUGUUGUUUUGAAAGCUUGUUUCUUGUGGAAUAUUAGAAUGUCUGGCCCAGGGGUUAAAUUGGAAUUUAAUAGGUGGUGAUUCUAUGAAGUAAUAGGCAAAAAAACAUAUAACGGUUAGCUUAAACAGUUAAUCUCAAAGCCGCAAGCUAGCUAACUUAAACAGCUAAAAAGGUUGAUCUUAUGAACAAAAAAACAGCUAUUUGACUUUGUAUGUGCAUAUUGUAGGCUAACUUGGGGCUAGCUGACUUACACAUAGCCUAACCUGCUCAACACAGCAAGCUAGCUAGGUUCAUUUGUGUAUGGUGUAGGCCAGCGUUUGGCUAACUUAGGGCUUGCUAAUCUGAUUCUGACGUUCUGAUAUCUGAAGUAAAAGUACAUCAUAGGUAUCAUAACUUUGAUAUUAACCAGCCGACUAAUGUAAGAGUGCUGCAUUCCGUACAGUACUUCGGCACUUUUCAGUAGUUAUUGCGGAAAAACCCAGACACAAAAAGUCAUACACGAUUUAAUGAUUGGUUGGACUCUGCAAAAUUUGUCUAGCAACCAAGUUGCCUUUUGAUUGGUCACAUCUGGGCCAAUACUUUUAAAGAAAUAAGAAAAAAUCGUCAUCUGUGUCGGUUUGUGCUGUCAGUAUUCCGUAACCAGCUUCCACAGAAGGAGUGGUUUUCCGUACAGCGUUUUCCCUGCAUUUUUGCCAACAGAUUUGAUGGAAAAAUGAAAUGAAAAUAUCGUUGACAAAUGUCAAGAAAGUGUUUUUUAUUACACAAACAGGAAAAGUUGCAAGUGUAUGGAAUACUGAAGUGUACGGAAUACCGUGCUCUUAUGUUAGCUAGCUAGCUAAAGCUUCAGUCCCACUGCAGGAAAACCCAGAAAAAGUUCAUGGCUAAUACAUUAGCGUGUACCUAACAUAUUAGCUCAUGCCUAGCAUUAAAUCUGGGCAUUUUAAAGCACAGUUUUUGUUUAGCGUUUCUCUGCUGCUAAGGAUCCAGUCUGAAUGGAUCACUGUUCCAUUCUAAACUCUUACAUAUUGUAGUUUUAUCUGUUGAAUGCUCUGAAAAUAUAGUUUAUUAGCUCAAGGUAGAUCUUCAGGCACUCCUUAUUCAUCUUAUCAUCUUAGUCGUUUUCAGAAUUGUUACACCCUUUUUGGCCAUCCAGGUUCCUAAUUUGUAAACCUCUGGCUGGAACGCCGUUCCAAAUUCCAGGAUCCAGUUUAACCCCUGGUCUUAUCCCAUGCAAAUAAGCAACAUGUGUAAGCGUGCCUGCUCAGAUCGAGCACAUGUUUCAGUCAUUUCAUGGGGCUUCAAUGUCAGAAAAAUAGCAUUUAGCUGUUGCUAAGCUGUCCAGACUUGUGUCAUAUAACCUGUCAUAGCUACCAGGCUAACACUGAGGGGUAGCGAAAGACUUUUGGACCGGCCGUUAAUCUUCCACAAAAUGAAGUUUUUGACCUAGUUCUCCACGUUAUUUUAGAAAUCCAUAUCACAGAGUUUAUUAAGUUAGUAGCUAACACUACAUGCUGCAGCCAAGGAUGGGACGAUUACCAGUUUAAUGAUAUACUGCAGUAUAAAACCUGAUGAGCAUCUUUUAAAAAAUUGACUGUGGAAGCAAAUAGUUCUACCGUUACAUUCUUCCCUCAAAGCGCGCACCAGGACAGCACAUGUUUACACAGUUAAAAUCUUUUUUAACAUUAUUUUAAUUUUUUUAAGGCUUUUAAAUUAUUUUUCUUUUUUGCUAGCUAGAUCUCUGUCUAUCACACGAUGCUAGCAUGCUAGAAGGGUGAAGGCUAGCAUGAGCUUCCAACAGGACAACCAGUGUGUCUCAAGUCAGGGGCUGCGUCCUUCGGGGGCUGCAUUUGAAGGCCGAUUGCGUCACAACGGCGCGACUAGGCUGUCCCAUUUCGAAGGCUCCUUCAUAUGCGGCCAAGAAAUGUGUCCUUCUUUUCCAUGGCAAUGAAGGAUCCAACGGGUGGAUCCUUCACCAGCCAACAUAUCCCGAGGUUCACUGUGUGCCGGCGAGGAUUCGAGAACAUGAACAUGGCGGCAUCAACAGAGAAGCGAACAGCAGCUGAGGAGACACUUUCAAUAUAAGUGUUAGGUUUAAACUGAGGCGGAUGGCUAACGAUACAACUUUAAAAAAACAAACAAACAAAAACAAUCUCAUCAGUAACCGGCAGUAAAGCAUGUCCAGCUCUAAUACAUGAAAAACAUGAAAAAAUAAACAAAUAAAACGUUUCUGGCUCCGUCUUUAUAGAACUUUAAAAGAACUUGGUAGGAGCAGUGUUUGGUGACGCAGCGGUAAGGGCGGGAACAGCGGUGCUGUGACGCAAACCCGCUGUAGGGCAGACCGUCUCAUUUCAGUUCAGCCUUCAUGGGUCUAAGCAGCCUUUGAAGGACACGCCUUCGUAGACCGCGCCCUUCGAAGGAUCCAGCCCCUGAAUUGGGACACACUGAACGUCAUUGGAGGUCAGCAUGCUUACCCACCUAGAGAGAGAGAGAGAGAGAGAGAGAGGGAUAAUUGUGCUCUCUUGAACUCCUGAUUACGGAUGGCUGUGGCGUCACUGUGCAUUAAACUCACAGUAUCCCAGUGAUAGUGCCGUCAUUUAAAUGGUUGUGUCGUCUAGCCGAACGGUUAAAAUAUGAUCAAGUAAACAUUUCAUAUUUAUUUAAGUUGUAGUAUUGUGUAGUCUUUGAUAUUAUAAAUAAAUUCUGUUUUAAUCCUAAUAUAUAAGUGUAAUUAUUAUUUUUUUUACAAGUGCCGUCAAGUCCACUCCAACCAUAUGGAUAAUGUUUCUCCACACACUUUAAAAAGAUGGUUCUUCAAGGGUUCUUUAGUAAAGAAAAUAGUUCUAUGCAGAACCAUGACCACUCAAAGAACCCUUUGCAUGAUCAAAAGGUUCUUUGCAUGGUGAAAUAGUUCUUCAGAUUGAUGGAGAAUUAAGUAUUGUGGCUUGUCGAUGAUUUCUUCAGAUUUUUGUCCGUCCAUCUUGUUGCUGGUCGUCCUCGUCCUCUUCUGUCUUCAACUCUUCCAAGCAUAGCUGUCUUUUUAAUAGCUGUCUAUCAAUACAACAGCUGUGCUGAAAUGAAUUUAGUGUGUUUCAUUGCUUUUUAAAGGAGACGUCCACCAACUGUUCAAAUUUUCUACAUAAUUAAAAGGUUCCAAUGUAAACGAAGUCACUCAGAGUAGCUUGAUGUGAAAUCUCCAUUCUAGAGUCAGGAGUUGGUGUUGAUAGGAACCAGACAAUGGUUAAACAUGGUUAUGAAUGCCUGAUGUCAUUUCUUUUAGGAUAGUUUUGAGACGAUUUUGGUCUAAAAUGAAUCCAUUCAUGGUGGAGGGAUACAUGCAGAGGCAAAAUAGUCCCCAAAAGAAAACUUACUAUCUCAUAUUUCCAAUAUUUUUCCAUCAUCAACAUUCCAUAUAAACUCAGAAGACUCGUGUAGGUUCACUGGUGGUUCUGGAUAGUAAAUAAAAUGGCUAUAUUUGUGUUGUAGUCAUGGUGACCCCUGGUUCCUAUCACCACCACUGUAAAGACAUCUCAAUCGGUAGGUUUCGCUACAGUGAACCAUUUACAUUUCAACAAAUGUUGAAAAGAAUUUUUUGAAUAUUUGAGGAAUGCUGCAGUAAUAUUGACCAUUUUGGUCAGUAAUAUCAUGAUAGGAAGUGAGUCUGUCCCAUCUCUGGCUGCAGCUGUAUAAUCGUACCGUUUGUCACUGUAACGUUCUAUGUUUCUGCGUUUUUAAAAGCCGUUCUCAUUUCUCUCCAGAGAAAACGCCUCAGAAUCAGCAGCCGCCGGUCAGAAAUUAGCUUUCUGAGAAUAGUGACUGUUCUUUAAAACGCUCUGCUGACUGGACUGUUACAUGAUUUUGUCUGUUGUUUGCUUUUUCUAUCAUUUCUUUGCACUGAUCGUUCUCAUCCCCUCUUUGCCUCUGGUGAGACUGUCGAAUCACGUGCCUUUAGUGUUAUGCAAGGCGUCAGAUGUGGGCUGAAUAAUUCUCGAACACUGAAUGUAGAAAGAAAGACUCCAGGAAUGCACAAACAAAACUCCUUUUUCUCUCCGUGGUCGCAGUAUUAACUAUAUUAACAAUCACCAUGGUUUUUUUCUACAUUGUGCUAAAAUAUGCCAAAAACAAGACUGUAUUAUCUUUGCUGUUUUGUGCAAAAGUUUGGGCCUUUGCUGAUUUUUGCACAUCCUCUACAGGGAACACUGUUCUGCACAUUUUAAUGCACAACUACCAUUUAUUUACCGAAUGGAACAGAUUGGAAAAAGAAUAUAGACAUCAAAUGUGCGCAAAGGUUCUGAUGCAUUUUAUAUUUCGCGUUUUAUUUUGUUUUCCGAAGCUUUUAAGCUCAACAAAUUUGCAAAUUGUUGCAGAAAAUGCUGUGUUUAAGAAAUUGUUGGAGAAAAAUGCCGUGUUUCAGCUCCCUGUAGAGGAUGUGUUCACGUGUUUUUCAUAAAGUGUGUAAUUUGACUGGAAGCAUGCAAACUUUUGCACACAGCCACAUGACACUUGCCAGCUAGCACUCAAAGCAGUCCUUACAGACAGUAUUUCAGGAUUGGUUCUGCAUUUGCGUUAAAAUGUUUACAUGUUUGGAAAUGUUAGCCUGGACGCUAGCUAUCAUGAAGCUACUUAUACUGUAUUAGCACAGUCAACCCGCCUUUCAAAAUGUAUGUGUUCGUGUAUGUGUUUUAAUGAAACCUCUAUGUAUAAUGUACAGAAAAACGUGUAUAUCUAAUAUACAAAUUCUGCAUAAAGUGUUAUAGCAAAUUUUACAUCGACCGACUUUUCAAUGUAACCGUGUCACUGUAAGCCUCGUGUAGCUGAGCUGCACAGUUGUUGGGCCCAUGUUUUACAAUUUUCUUGUAUUUGUUUCUCCUGAAAUCCACUGAUAACAUUUGUGUGGGUGCCAAAAAAACAUGCCUUCAACAUUUUCCUGUC